This is a messenger RNA of Closterium sp. Yama58-4, 327 nucleotides long. Lineage: Eukaryota; Viridiplantae; Streptophyta; Zygnematophyceae; Desmidiales; Closteriaceae. The record is from the annotation of a GenBank genome assembly.
AUGAGUCGACCAAUGGACGAGGAUGAGGCGGAGAAGAAGGAAGAAGAAGAAUUCAGCACAGGACCGUUAUCCGUGCUCACGAUGAGUGUCAAGCAGAAUACCCAGGUAUUGAUAAACUGCAGAAACAACAGGAAAUUGCUUGGAAGAGUGAAGGCCUUCGACCGUCACUGCAACAUGGUUUUGGAGAACGUGAAAGAGAUGUGGACAGAGGUUCCAAAAACUGGGAAGGGGAAGAAGAAAGCCAAGCCAGUGAAUAAAGAUCGAUUUAUCAGUAAAAUGUUCCUGCGGGGAGACUCCGUCAUCAUCGUCCUUCGCAACCCUAAAUAG